Humulus lupulus (European hop) is the source of this 1122-nucleotide messenger RNA. RefSeq names its product ferritin-3, chloroplastic-like. Gene Ontology annotation, biological process: intracellular iron ion homeostasis; iron ion transport. The record is from RefSeq and is a predicted model, not a curated record. Gene Ontology annotation, cellular component: cytoplasm. The transcript is spliced from 8 exons. Lineage: Eukaryota; Viridiplantae; Streptophyta; Magnoliopsida; Rosales; Cannabaceae. Bases 99 to 941 code for a protein of 280 amino acids. Gene Ontology annotation, molecular function: ferric iron binding; ferrous iron binding.
CCUCUCUAUCCUCACCUCUGUACACCACACGCCCUCCAUUUCCAACCCUGAAUUUUCCCCUGUUUGCCUCUCUCGCUCGACACCCUUCAUUUCCGACCAUGCUUCUCAAGGCUUCUCCGGCUUCUUCUCUUUUGGGUUCUCAUGGGGAAGCUCUGGUUCCCCUAUUUUCCUCUGCCUCUCCUUCUUCUUCGCCGCGUUCGUAUUCGUUUUCUCCUCUCAAUUGCCCCAACUCUCUGCACUCGACUCUCCGUUACUCUUCAGCCAAAAAUGGAGGUGGGUUCUCCGUCUCGGCCUCAAAGGGUGCCAACAGUCGCCCUCUUACCGGCGUGGUGUUCGAGCCCUUUGAAGAGGUCAAGAAGGAGCUCGAUCUUGUCCCCGCUGGGGAUCAAGUCUCUCUUGCUCGACAGAAAUAUGCCGAUGAUUCUGAGGCCGCCAUUAACGAGCAGAUCAACGUGGAGUACAACGUUUCUUACGCUUACCAUGCCUUGUAUGCCUACUUCGAUAGGGAUAACGUUGCGCUCAAGGGUUUUGCCAAAUUCUUUAAGGAAUCUAGUGAAGAAGAAAGGGAACAUGCUGAGAAAUUGAUGGAAUACCAGAACAAGCGUGGUGGAAAAGUGAAGUUGCAGUCUAUAUUGAUGCCUCAUUCUGAGUUUGAUCAUCCGGAAAAAGGAGAUGCUUUAUUUGCAAUGGAGCUUGCAUUAUCUCUGGAGAAGCUGACAAAUGAGAAGCUCCUCCACUUGCAUAGUGUUGCUGACCGAAACAAGGAUGUGCAGUUGGCAGACUUCGUUGAAAGUGAAUUUUUAACUGAGCAGGUGGAAGCCAUUAAGAAAAUAUCAGAAUAUGUUGCCCAACUGAGGAGAGUUGGCAAAGGACAUGGAGUUUGGCACUUCGAUCAGAUGUUGCUUCACGGAGAGGGAGCUCUUGAUGGAGCUGCUGCUUGAUAAUCUUCUAUUUUUCUUUCUUCUUCUACCUUGUGUUUUAAUAGUUCUUUGUUCUAAUAUUGUGUAAGAAGACUUUUAGUACCUUGUGUUAGAUUUUACAAGUGAGAAAUGCAUAUGGAAUAAAUGUUAGUCUGAGUCAAAAUCUACUUUAUAUCUUAAUGGACACAGAUUAAUUGUGUUU